CUUCCACUAAAAGGACUCAACAGUUCAAACUUUCAAAGGUGUGGGAUCCAUUAUCCACCCAAAGAGCCUAACCACCACUAUCCACGAAUUGGUGGCUUAUGUACCGGUAAAAGGCCGCACUGAAUUUAAAUUAUUAGGUCAAAUCCCAUUUGCUAACAAAACGUCACAUUGGAAUUAUACUACCACUUCACAUCAGCUUCUUGGGUUCUGAACUUUAACUUUUAAGCUCUGUCUUUUGUCUCUAUUUCUUGGUACUAGUGUUUGAUAAACCCAAGGUUUCUCAGAAGAAUCCUCAUGGAAGUUAAGGACAUGUUGUUCAAUCUAUCUUAAUUCAGGAUUUAUGUUGUAUGAAGCACCAUAGGAAGAGAAGGGGAAAAGAAAAGUUGAACUGUACUAACUUUGUAGUGAAGUUACAACAGAAGAUUCAAAGAGAAUUCUUCCCCAACUUUUCCCCUUUUUCUUUCCACUUUCCUUUUCUUGCAUGCCAACUCUUUAGGAUUCUCAUUUUUUCCAGUAUCUCAAGAGUUCCUCUCUUUCCAAAUUCAAAUCUUCUGAAGUUGAAUGAGUUCAUAUGGGUUUUUAUGUUUCAUAUUGUUUUGAAGGAUGGGAGUGUGUUGUGAUCUUGAAGUAGAUGUCAAUGGUGAAGCAACUUUUUUGGUGGACAAGAGAAUCAUUCUUUCUUUCUCUGGUAGGCUAAGGAAGUUAAUAAGAACAACCACAGAUGUAUCAAGGGGUUUGAAAAUUGUCUUACAUGGAUUUCCAGGAGGUCCUGAAGGCUUUGAACAAAUUGCAAGGUUUUGCUACAAUGGUGGAAGAGUUGAAAUCACCCCAUCUAACAUAAUCCUUCUUCACUAUGCAGCCAGGUUCUUGGAGCUGGAAUGUCCUACUGACUCUGCCGAGACUCACUUGAUAGCUGAAACCAAAAAAUUGCUUCAAGGGCUGAACUUUUGGAGCUGGCCUGAGCUUUUAUUAGCCUUGAAACAGUACCAAAUUUGUGCUUCAAUCAGGAAAGAUUCAUCUUUGGUUAAAAAACUUCUGGAUUCCCUCAUAAGCAGGCUUGGUUUUACUAGUUAUGAAAGUACUUGUUCAUCUUUUUCUACUAGCACUAGUUUUCGUUAUUCUUACGACACAAGAAGCCAUGAUAGUUCCAGCAAGUUCACAAGAACAACUUGGUGGUUUCAAGAUUUGGUGUUCUUGAAUAUUGACUUGAUCCAUAAACUAAUAAAAAUGAUGGUUUCUCAUAAUUUUGACCACAAGAUAAUCAGCAAGUUUCUAUUUUUCUAUAGAAAAUCAAGACCUUGUCAUUCUGAACCAGCUCAACAGCGGAGAAUCACUCAAGGAGUUAUCAAUUUGCUCUGUUUGCUUGAUCACCAGAAUUCUUUUUCUUGUGAUGGCUUGUUUGAUAUAUAUCAAGUAGGUCUGAGCUUGAAGAUAAGUAGAAAAUCUAAACAUAAACUAGAGGUUUUGAUGGGUUCACAGUUGGAUCAAGUGACAGUGAGCCAUUUGCUUAUUCCUGCUCCCCGUGGAAAGGAUUAUGUGUAUGAUGUGAAUUUGGUUCUAAGGCUUUUAAAGUUCUUCCAGAUUGAAUCCAAACUAUUCUUGUUCCAGCUUUGUAAUUUUGGGAAAGUUACUAAAUUGAUAGAUUCAUACCUGAUGGAAGUAGCUCCAGAUUCACAUCUAAAGGCCUCCAAGUUUAGUGCUUUAGCCAUGGCAAUGUCACAUUCAAGAGAAUCUCAUGACAAACUUUAUCAAGCAAUUGAUUUGUACUUUCAGGUUCAUGUUGAAUUAUGUGAAGAUGAAAAGAUCAGAAUCUGUUCUGCACUGAACUACAGUAAGCUAUCUAACGAAACUUUGAAGCAUUUGGCACAAAACCCAAAAUUUCCAUGUAGAAGAGCAAUCAAAUCUCGUAUUUCCAAGCAAGAUAGCCCUAUAGAUUUGUUCUGUCACACUAUGAUCAGUAAAGUUUUAAGAGAGACUCCUUUUGGUUGCACUUCUAAUGGAAAUGCAGGUAAAAGAAGAGAUGAAAGCCAUGAGUCCAAAAGCCAUAUCAUUAGAGAAAAAUCAAAGUGUGUGUUCUGAUUGAGCUAGUGAUUGUGAUCAAUUAAUUUUUCAAGUUGUAACAUAUGAGAGAUAGAAGAAAUCAAAUGAUUCUUUUGAUCUGUGUAGGUAAGAGAAUUAUGAGAAGAACUUAUUAUAUGUUUGGAUAGGCUUUUUAAGUUCUUGCGGUUCAAAAUUACUUUUGAUGUAAAAUAUUUGUGUUUUAGAUAUAAUCGGUGGUUCUCUAUCAUUAUUAUU
Messenger RNA from Cucumis sativus (cucumber), 2295 nucleotides. Its product is annotated as BTB/POZ domain-containing protein At3g22104. Gene Ontology annotation, molecular function: protein binding. The transcript has 3 exons. NCBI's taxonomy places the organism in Eukaryota, Viridiplantae, Streptophyta, Magnoliopsida, Cucurbitales, Cucurbitaceae. The record is from RefSeq and is a predicted model, not a curated record. Bases 604 to 2079 code for a protein of 491 amino acids.